Phytophthora megakarya is the source of this 375-nucleotide messenger RNA. NCBI's taxonomy places the organism in Eukaryota, Oomycota, Peronosporomycetes, Peronosporales, Peronosporaceae. The record is from the annotation of a GenBank genome assembly.
AUGAGGCAGAGUGCAGCAAUAGCUUAUCGUCCACAAGGGAACGGCAAGGCCGAGCGGGCGGUGCAAACCCUGAAACGAGCCCUGAAGAUGUAUGUUGCAGAUGUCAACCAGCAAGAUUGCGACGACUACGCAGAGCGGCUGAUGUUUGCGUUGGAUACGGCACAUGAUCGAGUGAGAGGAGAGAUGUCGUUCUUUCUGGUCCAUGGAAGGGAUCCGCGGUCAACACUCGAAGCGGUUAUUUCGGUAGUAUUGACACGUCGCCGCGAUCGCGAUGCACGAAGGUGGGCCUUGUUGUACGAAUACGAUCGUGGGCGUGCCAGCCGCAACCGUUUCAAUGUGAUGCAAUCGCAUGAAGAGGGGACGGAUGCUGAUUAA